CCUUAUUAGGGAAUAAACUCAAAAGCCAGGAAGCUUUACUCGGAAACAGCUAUCUUAGGAAUGAAGAGCUGUCCCUUUAAGGCAUGGCCUUCUGGGUAAUGUAGUUUUGAAGUGACCUGGUCUCACAUCUGGGUUUCGGAUUGGCCACUGGAGGGAGGGGCUUCGGAUUAAUUGCGGGAGUUCCUGGCUACGUGCCAGCCAGCGAGGGUCUUUGUGGAUUCCAGCCACGAGGACUUUUUGUUCCGUUCGCACGGAAGAAACUCGGUUCUUUUCAACUACGUGUUGGGUCCAGAUUGUGCAAGCAACGCCAGGAGAAUCUCUUCAGUAGCUCUGCAGCACGCGGCCGGCUCCUAUUGAAGUGACUGUCUACUAAGACUCCGAGAUCCCUCUCACAGUUGCUACCAUUGAGCAAGGUCCCACCUUGUAAAGAGACAAUUUAAAAACGGAGAAAAGAUGCAGAUGCGUGUUCGAAUCCUGUGGCCUGCCUAAAGAAAGGAAAAGACUCUUUUGCUAAGACACGGCGGAUAAAGCCAGCUAGUCAGCUCACUCUGAAUGUGAAAAGUUCAGAGCCCCUGCAGAUGUUUCUUCCCGCAAGAUAAAAUAAUAACCAGCCUACAUUGAUCCACAACCACCAUUCAGCCCCCCUCUUGAUUCUUGCUUAAAGGAACUAACGAAGCCAACCCCCCCCCUUUAGAAUUGCAAACGCCCACAGUCCAAGUUGGGAUCUUAAUUUCGGGUGAUCAAACCCUUAAAGAGAUUCCAGAAUCGGACGGCCAGCCUUGCAACUCUCAUCAAAGGGAAGUCAGCAGCCAGUUUAUCCUAGUGGUCUAGGCGCAGCGCCCUCUGGUGAUCAAUCUCCAAACAACAGGCCUGUGUUCCUGUGUACAGCGCACCCUAGUGGUUUAUACGCAGCGCCCUCUGGUGGCCAAUCUCCAAACAACAGGCCUGUGUUCAAGCUAUCUGUGUACAGCGCACCUUAGUGGUCUAGGCGCAGUGCCCUCUGGUGGCCAAUCAGCAAACAACAGGCCUGUGUUCAAGCUAUCUGUACAGUGCACUCUAGUGGUCUAGGUGCAGCGCCCUCUGGUGGCCAAUCUUCAAACAACAGGCCUGUGUUCAAGCUGUGUACAGCGCACCCUAGUGGUCUGGGCGCAGUGCCCUUUGGUGGCCAAUCAGCAAACACCAGGCCUGUGUUCAAGCUAUCUGUGUACAGCGCACUCUACAAUAUCUACACAGCAUCUAUGGAUCCCCCAACACCCUUGAGCAGAAGGAGAGACGGGUCACCUUGGAGAGGAAAUUUAGAUUUGGCAUCCAGGUGUGUGCACCAAUUCUCUGACAAGCUGGGGAAGGAAUAUAUAUUAUGGAAGCGAUUUUUCGGGAAUGCCAUUCGCAACGAAGGGUUGGAGCCCGCCGAAGAGCUCGGGCUUAUGAUAGCAUGGCUGGGACUAGAAUCUGCAGAAGUAGUAAAGGACAUCUACUCGUCCCACCUGGGUAACCCAGACACCGCCCUCAAGGAAGCGUGGGAUAUGCUGGAUCGACACUAUGGGGCACCUAUGUUGAUGGAGUCGUCCUUCUUGGAUCCUAUCUACGAAUUCCCUGACAUCCGUCUCAGAGAACCUCGCAAACUGCUAUCAUUCGAAAGCUACCGCGGAAGUUAGCUGAAGAAUGGAUCCACUUAUCUCAAGAUUACGAGACAAAGAAUCAAGAUGGGGUUCCCCCCUUUGCUGUCCUUGAAGAAUUUGUGGCCCGCCAGGCCGAGCUGUACAAUAACCCUGAAUACAUCAACAUCAGAGAAGGAGAGUUCCCUGCAGCCAAAAAGGCCAGUCAGAACUCCGGCGCGAGCAAGGGUCUGUUCCAAAGUGCAAAGGGGAAAACCCUUGCAUCCGUGCGGAAGACAGUGGCUGCUCCUUUGCCCACGAAGAAUUCAGACGAGCGAUUGUGGAAGAAAGCUCCAGCUAAACCUCUGCCAAUAAAGGAAGGCCCAGUCUGUCCGUUCCACAAGUCCUCACAUUCCCUGAACAAGUGCCGAGCGUUCGGAAAGAAGCCCCUGGACGAACGCAAGGCUUUGCUCAAGGAGUACAAGGUCUGCUACAAGUGCGGUGAGUCUACGCAACACGUGGCCAAAGCUUGCGCGGCUCAGGUGAAGUGUCCCCUAUGCAAGAGCGACAAGCACCCGGGAGCCCUGCAUCCAGACUCUGAGCAGCUACAACCAGCGACUUCUACUCCUCCUUCCAGCGAGGAGCCUCAGCGUGGCUCCAAAGGGCACCCAGAGUUGAUCGCGAUGGUCAAUUGCACGUCAAUAUGUGAUGACUCACCACCCCGUCGUUCAUGCACCCACAUACCAGUUAAACGCAGUCAGAUCGCAACGCCGGACUGUCCCAGCGACUUCCAGCUACAACCAGCGACUUCUACUCCUCCUUCGACCGAGGAACCUCAGCGUGGCUCCAAAGGGCACCCAGAGUUGAUUGCGAGAAUCAAUUGCCUGGUAGCAUAUGGUGCCUCAAUACCUCCUCCUUCAUUCAGCCCGACCUGCUUAGCUAAAGUCUACCCCGCCGGGCGCCCAGAAGAAGCCGUGAAGGUGUACGUAUCGGUGGCUCCACUAAGCACUCAUUCAAUAGCCAGGUCAGCGGUCUUCGACCUCUUUGAUGUCCCAAGUGAAGAGAUGCCUUACACAUUAUUAACGUACACUGGGUCCCUGCGCACGGUGGGGAGGGUCAUCGCUGGACUCUGCAUCGAGUCAUUGGAUGGCAGUUCGCGGUUCCCACUGCCGCCAUUGCUCGAAUGGGACAACAUACCAAUUGAUCACAGUCAGAUUGGAACGCGAGAAACAGCAAGGGCCAUACCUCACCUGAGGCACAUGGCGGAUCUCUUUCCUCCCCUGGAUCCUGAAGCCGAAAUCCUACUUCUGUUGGGACAAGACGCCCCUCUGCUCCUUGGUUGUGAGAGAAGGAUCAGAGGCCCACCAGACACCCCAGUUGCCCUCAAGACGGAACUCGGAUGGGUCCUCGUAGGAACGGUCAGUGUCCCAUCGGCUGCAAGCUCCGACCAGGCGAACGUCCCAGCAACUUCCAUUCUUCGUAAUGGGAGAGCGUCCCCCUUGAAACCAUGCCAAAGAACACUUUACGCUUUCGAACAUUAAGCCUCAACUAAAAGAGCCCCAAACAUCAAGCACCCUGUCAUCCUUCCCGCUCGUCAACAUGUCACGAGCCUGCUGGUCCAACACUACCACGAAACCGCCCACCAUCAAGGUCGGCACUUCGCAGAAGGUACCAUCAGAAGCUGCAGGACUCUGGAUCGUGGGAGGCCAAAGGUGCGUCGCUACUGUCUUGUACAGGUGCCUGUGUUGUCGCAAACAACGGGGCGCGACACAACACCAGUUGAUGGUUGACCUGCCACCCAAGUGCCUUAGUCCCAGACCGCUAUUUACCAACAUGGGCCUAGACGUCUUUGGCCCGUGGUCCGUGACUGUUCAUCAGACCAGAGGUGGUCAAGUCAACAGCAAACGCUGGACCGUCCUCUUCACACGUCUUAGCAUCUGAUCCGUUCACAUCGAAGUCAUCAAAUCCAUGGACACUUCUUACUUCAUCAAUGCCCUAAGGAGGUUCCAAACCUACAGAGGUCCAGUUAAGGCUUUUAGAUAAGUGGUUCUCCACCUGUGGGUCAGGACCCCAUUUGGGGUCGAACGACCAUUUCACGGGGGUCGCCAAACAACG
Molecule: messenger RNA, 3710 nt
Organism: Crotalus tigris (Tiger rattlesnake)
Lineage: Eukaryota; Metazoa; Chordata; Lepidosauria; Squamata; Viperidae
Exons: 2
Coding region: 2279-3136 (285 amino acids)
Source: RefSeq, a predicted model, not a curated record